Messenger RNA from Carassius auratus (goldfish), 1272 nucleotides. It is a transcript of the gene cenpq, whose product is annotated as centromere protein Q. Lineage: Eukaryota; Metazoa; Chordata; Actinopteri; Cypriniformes; Cyprinidae. The transcript has 9 exons. Gene Ontology annotation, cellular component: nucleus. The record is from RefSeq and is a predicted model, not a curated record. Bases 80 to 832 code for a protein of 250 amino acids.
ACAGGAAGCGUCAGCUGUCCGCGCAUGCGCACUUCAGUUCGCGCACUUUGAACCGUGUGGCGGGAAUCUGAUCUUCAGGAUGAAACCAGCUCGAGGCUCCAGAAGGGCCUCCACACGGGGCCCGAGACGAGACACACACACAACUGAUCAAACGUCCAAACCCAGAUCUGAAGCUCCAGUGCCACUGAACAAACACCGCGCCCCGGCGAUGACAGGAAAGAGUAAGAAUAAGGCAAACUGGAAGCCACUGACUAAAUCCACGCUGCUGGCUCUGGAGAACAUGCUCGGUCUGUCCACGCUGUCUGUACUGGCUUUGAAGAGCAAAGACAAAGAAGAAUCGCAGAAGCAUCUCAACCUCCUCAAAGAUCAGUUCCUGGCCAAGUGUGCGCAGCUUUCUGUUCCCCCGAGGAAACCUGGAGACAUCAUGCACGUGUCCCAUCAGUUCAGAGCAGAGAGGAAGAAGUCCGAGCACGGCAGGAAGACGCUCGAGGCUCUAGAGGAGAACAUGCGCUCGGUUGUUGGCACGCUGGAGGAGAUGGAGGUGCAGAUGGAUGGUUUGGAGGAGAAGUGCCGGAUAAUGAGACGCAAACUAGAAGAGGAAGAGGACGAGGCACAGGAGUUUCUCCAGAUGUCAGAACAGACGGUCCUGUGUCUUCCUGCUUUACCGUCUCGGCCGGCCGGCGAGCCGACUCUACAGGAGCACCUCAUGAGGACGGUCCCUGAUCCUCCGGCGGUGGUCCGAGCGCUUCACACGGCUCCGGUCCUCGAGGAUGUGAGGGUCUUUCUGGAGCUCGCACAUAAACAGGUGGAUUCAGUGCAAGCCCUGGACUGAGCGUCUCACACAGAGAAACUGACGUUUACACACAGACGACGGACGAUAAACAAAGCGACUGCUUGUUUAUUUGAAAACCACAAGUGUGCAUUGAGAACUAGACACAGAAAUAACAUGCUUUUCAUGCAUUAAUGCUGGGAUAUCAAGCUUGGGAUUCUGAUUCCACUGCUGUCUGGUAAAUCAAUCAACUUCUAAAUCUCAAUCUUAUGUUUGGGUUGAUGUCUGUAGUUUUGUUUUAAAUGCUUUGCUAAUACUCAAGCUGAAAGCUUUCUAUGCGGGCACAUCUCUAAUUGCGUAAUAGUAGAUAUGACCAGUCUUUAGUCACAGGAAGGAAAGCAUUUCAUCUGCUCUUAAGUUCCUAAAAUGCAAGUGCCACAAUGCAACGCAAGAUUAAAACAAUCAAUCAAAGCUUUCUGUAUAUACAUCUUUCUCAAAAAAAA